AUGCCCCGCCAUUGGAGCUUGCCGACUCCUGGCUCACUGGAAAGCUUCGAGGUUGGCCGACGCAACAUCGCCAUUGGCACUGAAGGCCAAGGGCUGAUUGCAGCAUGCGAUGUGGUGACAUUGCCAACUGUUAGCGCCCACUGCGCCAGACGAUACGACGGCAAGCACAUUGAGGUGACACGAGAGAAGCUUUUCGAUCCAAGGAACGCGGCUUGCGUGGAAAGCAAGCCCAAGCAAGACCACGAAAGGAACGGAUACACUAGCUUCGGUAAGAAUUCGCAGUCGAACCCGGAUGUCUGUGCUGAUCCCAGUGUCAGGUUCAGUGAGAAGAGUCGCAACUGGAUGGAACGCAGGGUAGCAGAGGAAGAAGACCCAUUUCAUUGGGUUGAGAAUGAAGACCUUGCUGCCGCAGAAGGAGGCGACGUCGAGUCUUGGAAGCAGAAAUGGAAGACGCUCCGAAGAAUGAUCAAGGAGAGAGAGCGCCAGAGCUCAGCCAAGAAGAACGUGAUGCUGAAGAAGACGCAGCAGUUAGUCAUUGAAGAGGCGGGGUGCAAGUUCAACCUCCGAAACUUCUUCGCCAACAGCAUCGAGCGCAGCGAGUCGUCUGGUACUAUCCUUGACAUAAAGGCUCAGGCAUAUUAUGGCGUUUCAGGCGAUGUUUUUUUCUGGGACAGCGCAGCACGGCGACCAGAUGGUAUGAACAUCUCCGUGGAAUGCCAAAGCAUAUCCGUCCAUGUCGAUGACGAGCUCCUAGCAGGCAACGUGGAGGAGAAGAAGAAAGUACGUAUGAUAGCCUGGGAAGACAUGACCAAAGCCAGGAACUUCUACAAUGGCACAGCGAAGGAGAAGGUUCCGGAGAAUGACGCGAUGUACAUCUUCCAGGAACGAGUGGACUUUGGUACUCGCAAGGACAAUGGGGUGGAGAUGGAAGCUCGCAGACUCUUGCACGUCUUGGAGCGGGACUCUUGCACGUCUUGGAGCGGGAUGGACUGGGCAAGUGAUUCGUUUGACGUCUGCGUCAGGUCGCUGACCUCUGCACUGCUCUCUUUGGAAGAGAUGCCGCCCGAAGCCAUCACGGCCCGAGUCCCAGACAUGACGCAUGGGCAACACGUCGAGGGCAUCAUCAGAUCUGCCGGGUGCGGGCAUCCGAACCUGAACAAUGCAGUCUUUCUAGUCGUGUUUCGGUAUUGUGCACUGACUCGUCAGUCGGACAGUUGCCAGCCUGCUUUUGAGCGCAGCACAUCGAAGAUGACUGUCCGUGAGUUGCUGUCCUACGCGAAAAGCAACCCAGACGAGUUCAAUCUGCCGGCCAUGGUGGAGGGUGUUGCUGCAAGUGUAGCUGGACAGUGCCAGAAGGUCCAGGUGAGUCGUUUUGAAAGCCCUGGCUUGGCGAAGGAAUUCUUUUGUGGAGCCUUGGAUUGGCAACGUCCAGCAGUCCAGGCCGUGGAUCUGCGACCGUUGGAAGAGCAUCUCACUCAGAAGACAAGCUCCCUCACCAUGAUCAGGCGCUGCAGCGUGCCGCUGAGCUUCAGAUGUGCCAGGAACCGUGUCAGCACGGCUCAAGAACCCUGCCGCUUUGUGCCACGCUGGCGCAGCAUGGCCACUACGUCGGCUACAUCCGAGGAGUCAUCUUCCCCCGACAUCUACAAAGAUUUCCUGAAAACGGUCCUUGGAGGCUCACCCGAUGAAAUCGAGGAACGCGAUCAGAAACUGCUCGGCAUAGAGAGCGAGAUAUUUGUUAUUCCGGAAGCAGAGAAGGAGGACUCAGGACGAAGCAGCGAUGGGGAAGAGGAUAAGGAAAAGAACAAUGAGACCGUGUGCUUCGCCAUGGAUGACUCCGACGACGACGACGCAGACGACGAUGAUGAUGAGUCCGAAGACUGGGACCUCGAGGACGCAUACAACUUCGACCCCGAUCGUGUGGCAGAGCUACUCCAGAGGGGCAACGUGACCGAGGAGGAGCUGGUGGAGACGAUGCAAGUGGGCAUGGCAGAGGCCAUGAUCCAGCGACUUGCGCAAGAAGAUCCGGAAGCGGAGGCAGCCCGUCCAGACUGCCAGGGUGACUUGACCGGCAGGAUGACGCCGCCGGCGCAGCCGACUGACUUUGAAGCGAACACACCGCCCGAUCCGAAGGAACUGGCCGACAAGUUGGAGAAGGCACCUGCUGGCAGGGCGCGCCGAUCAUCAAUGGUUCGCCGUGGCGCCCUUGACGAAGCAGCACGCUGCGCCGCGAAGAAUCACAGGAAAAGCAUUGCUGGCAUUCAAAAGUCCAAACUGGUCGACGAUGACUCCAACAAGGACAGCAUCCUUCAGGCCGUGGCGAACACCAGGAAACGGAAUCGACUUAGCAUUUGCAAAGCCGUCGAAACGUUGGAGGCUGCAGGCCUUGGCGAUGAGCCAGAUCGGAAAGCUGUGUCUCAGCAGCUAGAGAUGGUCCAGAAGUGCCUCCUGGAAGCCAGGAAGAAGCACCGGGACACCGUGGCGAAGGUUGCUAUGGAGACAGUAAGUCGUGGCGAGCCUGAUGCCUCCCAGGACACCAAAGAUUCCAAAGCUGACGAAAAAGGCAAAGCCUCAACAACCACGACUACCGACGAAAAGCCAAAGUUCCAGAUGUCGGCAUCCGCCAAAGCCUUCAAUCCCAACCAGCAAAGCAUCGAAGAGAAGAUCAGAAGCGCCGUUAAAGCUGCACACCAGCGCGCAAAGCAAGAGCGGGGCGAAGUGGCGGCGCCGCCACGAGGCCACGACCAGUGGGGAAAUCCGUAUGCCGCUUGGGGAUCUGGCUAUGACCAGACCGGCUACGGCUACGCACAAGCCUACCAUCCAGGUUACCAAACGCAUGCGUACAACCAGUGCUACGACCCGUCGUGGAACAACCAGAUGGGCUAUGCGCAGGGACAACAGUGGCAGCAACCCCAGCAAGCCUGGACACAGGGUGGCGCCGGUCAAAACUGCUGGGUGACCGCCGAAGGAGCAAAUGCUGCCUAUGGCGGGGAUUGCUACAACUACUAUGGCGGAAACUACUCUGGCUACGGUCAGCAUCAGGUUCCGAUUCAGCAAGCAGCGUAUUCAGGCCAGGCCCAUUGGCAAAACGCAGCAUGGGGCGCCCUUGACCGCUCGCGAUGCGACAAGGAAGUGCUGCAAAGUGCGCAUUUCACACAGAAGCUUUGGCUGGGCGUCUGUGAUGCGCUUGUGCCAUAUGCAAUCCAGUCUGUGGCCACAAGGCGUACCCCUCUGGACCCCAAAGUCAUUUGCAGCAGAAGCUGGGAAACGCCUGCUCUGUGUGAUGUGCUCGCGCAUGACUUCGUGCAGUCGUUGGCGCGACGUGUGGAAGGCAUGGGAAGGCCCGCGGCGAUUUUGGCGAUGCACCUAUGUGGUCGUCUGAGUCUGCAGGCAAUCAGUGCGUUCCGCCAGAUCAAUUUGAUUCGGUGCUGUGUGCUGGGGCCAUGCUGCUUGCCACAUUCCAGCGAGGCUCCAAAGGAACUGCAAGAUGUGUAUGGAAUCGGCAUGUCCGACGAGGAGCAGUUCGAUGCUUGGGCAUGCGACAGCAGGGUGACUCGUGCCAUGCUGCGCUUUUGCUUUCUCGCCACCGCUGGCUUCCAGGCCACGGGCCACUCAGAUGAGCCGCUGCCCGAUGCUUGGUAUGAGGUCUACAGAAGCUCGAGGCGGCAUGAUUUGUCUUGCACAGCCGUCUUGGAUGCACUGAAGGCCACCGGCGCGGCAGACCUCUCUGCCGCAAUUGAAGCCGUGUCAGCCAGCAUGUUCAAGAUCAAGGAGCUCAAGGGCCGUGAGAUUUUGGACAGCCGGGGGAACCCGACUGUGGAGGUGGACCUCAUCACAGAAGGCGGUGUCACCGUCACUGCAGCAGUGCCGAGCGGUGCCUCCACGGGCGUGCACGAGGCCUGCGAAUUGCGAGAUGGAGACAAAGGCCGCUACUUGGGCAAGGGCGUCCUGAAGGCUGUCGAGUCUGUGAACACGGUCUUGAACGCAUCCUUGAAGGGCUUUGACGUGUCGAAGCAAAAGGAGCUCGAUGAUAAGAUGAUCGAGCUUGAUGGUACCCCGAACAAGAGCAAGCUGGGAGCCAACGCGAUUCUGGGUGUGUCAAUGGCUGCUGCCAAGGCCGCUGCGCAGGCAAAGGGCGUCCCUCUGUACCAGCACUUUGCCGAGCUUGCCGGCAACUCUCAGAAGCUCACACUGCCUGUCCCUUGCUUCAACGUCAUCAACGGAGGCUCUCAUGCAGGCAACAAGCUCGCCUUCCAGGAGUACUUCAUCAUCCCAGUGGGUGCGUCCUCUUUCAAGGAUGCUAUGCGUAUCGGUUCGGAAUGCUACCACACAUUGAAGGGCAUCAUCAAGAAGAAGUUCGGUGGCGAUGCCACGCUGAUUGGUGAUGAAGGUGGCUUUGCUCCUCCUUGCGAUGCGAAGCAGGGCGUGGAGCUGAUCAUGGAAGCGAUCGAGAAAGCCGGGUACAAGGACAAGUGCAAGAUCGGCAUGGACGUGGCGGCCUCCGAGUUCAAGCAGGAGGGUGCAGACUGCUACGACCUCGGCACUUGGUAUGCAGAAGCCGAGAAGACUCCCGAGCUGAAGAUGACUGGCUCGCAGCUGGCAGAUUUCUACGCAGAUCUCUGUGCCAAUUACCCACUCAUCACCAUCGAGGAUCCUUUUGAUCAGGAUGACUGGGCGGCAUGGACAGGCUUCACUGCAAAGGUGGGUGGACCCACCCAGGUUGUCGGAGAUGACCUGACCGUCACGAACGUCACCCGCGUGAAGAAGGCCAUUGAUGACAAAGCCUGCAACGCGCUUCUGCUGAAAGUCAAUCAGAUCGGCACCGUCUCUGAGUCUAUUGAUGCAGUCAAGCUGUGCAAGACCAAUGGCUGGGGCGUUAUGUGCUCUCACCGAUCUGGAGAGACAGAGGACACCACUAUCGCAGACUUGGCCGUCGGUCUCUGCACUGGCCAGAUCAAGACCGGUGCUCCAUGCCGAUCCGACCGCAACGCCAAGUACAAUCAGCUGAUGCGCAUUGAAGAGGAGCUCGGUGACAAGUGCGCCUACGCAGGUGAGUCGCCAGCUCGGAUCGAUCGAUAUGGCGUGACAUAUGUGACAUCUGGCUGUGUCGGCUGCAUCGGCUGGAUUGACACGGCCACCAUCGCCAGGCGUUUUGAUGCUUCCAUGGGACCCGAGCAGCAUCUCAGGAGCUUCGUCAUCAACACGGCAGACAACUUUUACAUGGGAGGAGUUGCGAGCACCACGGACGACUACUGGAGCAUGAUGUUCGAGGAGUUGUACACAGAUGAGAGCUUGCAGAUUCCUUGGCUAAGUUCUCUUGGCAACCACGACUACGGCGGCCAUGAAUGCGACUUCUGCCUUUGGCCCACGAGUUUUUUGGACCCGGGACAUAGCAUCAGAAGGGGCAAGCCCUGCUCUCAAGCUAUGAUCGAUUAUGACACAGAGCACGAUUGGCAAUGGCCCAAUCCAAAGAAAGUGCGCUGGGUCAUGCCCAUGAAGGGCGAGGACCGCUGGUACAUGAAGAGCUUCAAGUUCCCGAAAGCCAACGUCACGAUCGAUGUUUUUGUCAUCGACACCAACAAGGCACAUAUCCAGAGCCAGUGUCACUUCCAUUGCCCGACACAAUUUCAGGAUAAGUGCUCGAGCUUUUUCCAUCGGCUGUGGACGCGGCAGCGGGCAUGGCUGCUGCCGGCCCUGGAGAAGUCCAAAGCAGACUGGAAGAUGGUGGUUGGCCAUGCUCCGCCAGAAAAUUUCGAGGCCUCGAUCAUGGAAGAGAUGCGAGACCGUGGAGUUUCGGUGUACAUGGCAGGUCAUGUCCAUCAGCUUCGCCAUGACCGUCAUCCGUCGGGGAUCGAGGCCGUCAUCUCGGGCUCCGGUGGCGGUUACCAAUCGGCAGGGGGUGGGACUGCCUACACACUGCACCAGUCCCAGGAUUACGGCUUUGCGACGAUGCAUGUCGAGUACCACCAGAUCUCUGUGGAGUACUUCAAUGACGAGGGCAAGCGACUUUGGGAUCCGGUCGUGAUCCCGCGAAUCGACGUUGUUCAGGAGAGCCUUCUGAAAAAGCUGCGCGAGGCGGCGAUUGCCGGCCGGACAAUGGAGAUGAAGGAGCUGAUCGGCAAGGCUAAGGAUCAUGGAGUAGACGAGAGCUUCAUCAAUUCCGCUGCACUUGCUGGUGUCAAGGCCUUCGAGGCUGGAGGAGGUAUGGCAUUUGUUCACAUGAAGCCAGAGAUAAUGCAGGCAGGGGAGAGCACAUUUUCCGGCUUUUUGUCCUCAUGGACGUUGGAGGAAAGUCUGCCAACAGAAUGGACAACUUUAUUUUUCCGUCAAGACGCAGGAGCUUGCUGUUCGAAACUGCAGCUGCCACCGCCGCCAGCCAGAACCACAGUGUUGUGCUAUCCGAGCCCAGACUGUACUCCGGAGCAGAUGGCUGGCAAGCUCGCAGAAUCAGGUGCAGCGGCCAUGAUGCUUGCGAUGCAAAAAGACGACUUGAAGCCUGUGCAAGCCGAUGAGAACAGCGACUUGACAGCGGAGGAAGAGCGCAUGCCGGUGAUAUCUGUGCCACAGCUUUCCAUCAAAGAUGUGGGCUCUUGGAUGGGCAAUCCCGCUGAAAAAAUUGGAAUCCGGCUCUUCGGCGGCAAGGGCGCUUGGCAAGCUGCCGUGGACGGCGCCAGGGAAGCUGGAGUUUCCAAAGAUGUCAUCGAGGCGCUUUGUUCAAGCACAGGGUUGGCGCGUUCGGCCUUCACGUGA
Symbiodinium necroappetens is the source of this 6750-nucleotide messenger RNA. Lineage: Eukaryota; Dinophyceae; Suessiales; Symbiodiniaceae. The record is from the annotation of a GenBank genome assembly.